GCUGCACUCUAUCCAGCGCAGCAGGGAGAGCGGACUCCGGGCGGAGGGCUGCACACUCAUUACAACCUAGGUCUUGCCCAGGUUGGGGCUCGCCACUGCCUGGGACACCCCUGUGCUUCUGAAACAACACGUAACUGGCUGCAAAGGCCACUGGAGCCGCGACCCCGCACCAGGAAUACUAAAGCCAGAAGUUUAGAACCGAAACAGCAACAUGGUUUACCAUAUUAAAUUUCUUUGGAUAGUUCUGGUCCUGAUUCUCCAGAGUUCUGUAUUAGCUGAAGAUGGAGAAAUAAGAUCAAGUUGCCGUACAGCUCCAACAGAUUUGGUUUUCAUCUUAGAUGGCUCUUAUAGUGUUGGCCCAGAAAACUUUGAAAUAGUGAAAAAGUGGCUUGUUAAUAUCACCAAAAACUUUGACAUAGGGCCAAAGUUUAUUCAAGUGGGAGUCGUCCAGUAUAGUGACUACCCUGUGCUGGAGAUUCCACUGGGAAGCUACGAUUCAGGAGACAAGUUAGUGGCAGCAAUGGACUCCAUACACUACUUAGGAGGAAACACAAGGACAGGAAAGGCCAUCCAGUUUGCACUUGAUUACCUUUUUGCCAAAUCCUCACGAUUUUUGACUAAGAUAGCAGUGGUACUUACGGAUGGUAAAUCCCAAGAUGAAGUCAAGGAUGCAGCAGAAGCAGCAAGAGACAGUAAAAUCACCUUGUUUGCUAUUGGUGUUGGUUCAGAAACAGAAGACGCAGAACUUAGAGCCAUUGCCAACAAGCCUUCGUCUACUUACGUGUUUUAUGUGGAAGACUAUAUUGCAAUAUCUAAAAUAAGGGAAGUGAUGAAGCAGAAACUUUGUGAAGAAUCAGUCUGUCCAACACGAAUUCCAGUGGCAGCUCGUGAUGAGAAGGGAUUUGAUAUUCUUUUAGGUCUGGGUGUAAAAAAAAAGGUUAAAAAAAGAAUCCAGCUUUCACCAACAAAGAUAAAAGGAUAUGAAGUAACAUCAAAAGUUGAUUUAUCAGAAUUUACAAGCAAUGUUUUUCCAGAAGGUCUUCCUCCAUCAUAUGUAUUUGUCUCCACUCAGAGGUUUAAGGUCAAGAAGAUAUGGGAUUUAUGGAGAAUAUUAACCAUGGAUGGAAGGCCACAGAUAGCAGUUACCUUAAAUGGUGUGGACAAAACCUUAUUAUUUACCACAACCAGUAUAAUUAACGGCUCACAAGUGGUAACCUUUGCUGACCCUCGAGUUAAGGCAUUAUUUGAUGAAGGCUGGCACCAAAUUCGUCUACUAGUAACAGAGCAAGAUGUAACUCUCUAUAUUGAUGAUCAACAAAUUGAAAACAAGUCCUUACACCCCGUUUUAGGGAUCUUCACCAGUGGGCAAACCCAAAUUGGAAAAUAUUCUGGGAAAGAAGAAACUGUUCAGUUUGAUCUCCAAAAACUGAGAAUCUAUUGUGACCCAGAACAGAACAAUCGGGAAACAGCAUGUGAGAUUCCUGGAUUUAAUGGAGAGUGCCUCAAUGGCCCCAGUGAUGUAGGUUCAACUCCUGCUCCCUGUAUUUGUCCUCCGGGAAAACCAGGACCACAAGGCCCCAAAGGUGAUGCUGGACUGCCUGGGAACCCUGGCUACCCUGGACAACCUGGUCAAGAUGGUAAGCCUGGAUAUCAGGGAAUUGCAGGAUCCCCAGGUGCUCCAGGAUCUCCAGGAGUACAAGGAGCUCAAGGACUACCCGGUUACAAAGGAGAACCAGGGAGAGAUGGUGAAAAGGGUGAUCGUGGACUUCCAGGCUUUAUGGGGCUUCAUGGGAUGCCAGGAUCAAAGGGUGAAAUGGGCCCCAAGGGAGAAAAAGGAUCACCUGGAUUUUAUGGCAAAAAGGGUGCAAAAGGUGAAAAGGGAAAUCCUGGUUUUCCUGGUCUUCCUGGACGUGCUGGGGAACCAGGAAGACAUGGGAAGGAUGGAUUAAUGGGGAAUCCUGGUUUCAAGGGAGAAGUGGGAUCCCCAGGAGCUCCAGGGCUGGAUGGACCACGCGGAGAGCCUGGAAUCCCAGGAUUUCCUGGAAACCAAGGCUUAAUGGGCCAAAAGGGAGAAAUUGGGCCUCCAGGACCAGUAGGAAAAAAAGGAGCCCCAGGGUUGCCUGGUUUAAUGGGAAGUGAUGGCUCACCAGGUCAGCCUGGAACACCAGGAUCUAAGGGGACCAAAGGGGAACCUGGGCUUCAAGGGAUGCCUGGGACUUCUGGACUUAAGGGGGAACCAGGAGCAAUGGGUCCUCCAGGAGAACCAGGAUACAUGGGUUUACCUGGGAUUCAAGGGAAAAAGGGCGAUAAAGGAAGUCAAGGUGAAAAAGGCAUUCAGGGUCAAAAGGGAGAAAACGGAAAACAAGGAAUUCCAGGGCAACAGGGGAUUCAAGGCCAUCACGGUACAAAAGGAGAGAGAGGUGAAAAAGGAGACCCUGGUGUCAGAGGAGCUAUUGGACCUAAAGGAGAACCUGGACUGGAUGGCCUUAUGGGACCCAUGGGUCCCCAGGGACAACCUGGAAAAGCAGGUGCUCAGGGUCCUCCAGGACUGGAUGGGAAGCCUGGAAGAGAAUUUUCAGAACAGUUUAUUCGCCAAGUUUGCACUGAUGUAUUAAGAGACCAGCUACCAGUCUUACUUCAGAAUAGAAGAAUUCAAAAUUGCGAUCGUUGCUCAUCUCAACAUGGUUCCCCUGGUAUUCCUGGGCCGCCUGGUCCCAUAGGCCCAGAAGGUCCCCGAGGAUUUCCUGGUUUGCCUGGGCGAGAUGGCGUACCUGGACUAAUGGGUGCCCCUGGACGCCCAGGAGCCCGAGGGUUAAAAGGCCUCCCAGGAAGAAAUGGGGCAAAAGGGAGCCAAGGGUUUGGGUAUCCUGGAGAACAAGGUCCUCCCGGUCCCCCAGGUCCAGAGGGCCCUCCUGGCAUAAGCAAAGAAGGUCCUCCAGGAGACCCGGGUAUCCCUGGCAAAGAUGGAGAUCAUGGAAAACCUGGAAUCCAAGGGCAACCAGGCCCCCCAGGCAUCUGCGAUCCAUCAUUAUGUUUUAGUGUCAUUGUGGGAAGAGAUCCAUUUAGAAAAGGACCAAACUAUUAGUGUCUGAUGUCUCGUUCAGCAACGUAAGCAUGGUGCUUUUCUUUUGUGGUCUUUUGCAUCUCAGGAAGACAACCAUCAGUAAUCCCUUGAAAAGAAACUAGAGUACCUCGGUGUUUUAGAUUUUUUUUUUCCCUGAUGGAAAAAUACAUGAAAGGUCACGUAUAUUGAUAUUAAAGGCACCUCGGUAAUUUGGAGCCUUUGGAUCAAUAGCAUUAAUUAAGUCUCAAGGGUUGCUUGUAAAGUCCAUUUGUUUUAAUCAAAGUUGAAUAUAAAAAUCAUCAUUGCCUGUUAGCCAGUCAGUUUUAGUCACUGUGAAAUACUUCACAUUCAGCCUCCAUGCAGUAGAGAUUCAAGUUGAAUUCAAUGUCUGUGUGAAUUUCAUGUUUCCUAUCUCAUUGCUCAUGUUUGUACAGUGCAUUAGCCAAAACAUGCAUCUAGUCAUUGGGAAUAAAUCAGGGCUGAUAUUCAGCUGGGAUAGAUGGUAUCGCCAUUCUAAUCGCUUAUUCCAGUGUCUGUGCUUAUUGGCUAGGGUCAGUGGACAGUGCAUUGUUCAAUGUUUUGAAUAUCUCCUCUGAAUAAGAUUAAUGUAUUUCUUGUUUUGUUUUUAAACUCUAAGAUCAAUCAGAUUAAUGAUUAUGCUAAGAAUAAGUAAUGAUUAUAUUGGGAAUGGUUAAAAUUAUGUAACAUUAAAAGCAUUUUGAAAAUGUCUUUUUGUACAAUAUAGUCAAAAGAAAAUGCAAGUUCAGAAGUACUGACAAGACUUUAUAUUUCAUACUGUUGAUCAAUUGGAAUGUUUGUUGUAUACCUUAAUUUUCCAUUUCAGUAAUUACAUUUGUAUGUUCAUUUUCAUUGUAGAAAAGCUAAAGGGAAUAAAUGCUUUAGUUGAAAGAUAACUCCAUAAAUCUUAUUAUGUUAUGUCUUAAUAUUAUUAGCAGACCUUAAAAUAUUACAAAUAGUUUUUGUGUACUGUACUUAAUGUUUUUGUAAGGAACAGAAUUUGAGGUAUUUGUCAUGCUAAACUUUGUCACAUGCUUGUUAUUCAGAGUACAAUAAAGUCUUGU
Tupaia belangeri chinensis (Chinese tree shrew) is the source of this 4146-nucleotide messenger RNA. It is a transcript of the gene COL21A1, whose product is annotated as collagen type XXI alpha 1 chain. The record is from RefSeq and is a predicted model, not a curated record. Gene Ontology annotation, molecular function: extracellular matrix structural constituent conferring tensile strength. NCBI's taxonomy places the organism in Eukaryota, Metazoa, Chordata, Mammalia, Scandentia, Tupaiidae. Bases 212 to 3085 code for a protein of 957 amino acids. Gene Ontology annotation, biological process: extracellular matrix organization. The transcript is spliced from 30 exons.